AAAUCGUCCUUUUCAGUAAUUUUCAUCAUCAAAUUACCCAAAUCCCGAAUAAAAUUUUCUUUUCCAAGGAUCCAUUAUUUCCAUAAAAUCUCUAGCUCCAAUUUGCCGAAAAAAUAUAUGAAAAAACUGCAAUUAAAUUCGGAAUUCGAGUCGCCAACCGACUCCAUUAGUGGAAACGAGCGGCGAUUGUUUUUAGUUUUUCCCGAUCAGCAAUGCUGUGAAGAAGAGCACCAUUUUCUUUUUUCUCCCGUUCACGUUUCUAGUUCGGAUUUCAGUGUUUUUAAUUCGGGUAAUCAUUAGUCCCCGUUUGCGUUAAAUAUCAAAAUGCUCCUCUCGCUUGAUUGUCGUCCUGCAUGCUACAAAUUAAGUCAGAGUUCAGCGUCUACGGGGGGCACGGAGGGGUCCAGUCCAGCCUCCAGCCCUGCAUCAGCUGCAAGUCUUGCAAUGGCAGCGCCUAAAUAUGGUACUCUAGUGCCUAACCGCAUAUUCGUUGGUGGUAUCUCAGCAAGUACAAGUGAAGCUGAACUUGCUCAGCUUUUUUCCGCCUAUGGCAAUGUAAAAGCAACAAAAAUAAUCUCUGACCGCGCGGGCGUCUCGAAGGGAUAUGGAUUUGUCACAUUUGAAACUGAAGAAGAGGCCAAGAGACUGCAACAAGAGUCUGAGUGCAUCGUACUGAGGGAGAGAAAGCUAAACAUAGCUCCAGCCAUUAAAAAACAGCCUUUCAAUCGAUCGUUCGAUGGUGGAUCAGGUUCUCCUCCUGCUGUGCCUACCAGUACCUACUAUUAUACAAAUGGUAUGAGCCUCACCUAUCAAAAUGGAAUGACGUUUUACAACGCAGGAGCUCCAGCCCCCGGAACUGCGAUCGCACCUCCACCGACUGAUCCAGCAGCGCUUUAUCAAGCCGCAGGAGUAUUCGGGCCACAAGCGACUACAAGCCAUCAGACAUUUGCUCCGGUCAUGUAUCCGUGUCCAGCGCCAUCCUUAUACAUGCCGCAACAGUAUCAGUAUUCACCAAUGCCGUAUGAGCCGUAUUACACAGGAGCAAAUGCUACUGGAGCUCAGUACAUGUACGCAACUAGCAACUCUCAAAACACAUCGAGUGGUAGCGGGAAUGGUUCCGGAACCAAUAGCAAUGGCACAGGCGCAACCAGCCCAUCGGCAGGUCCUCCCCCGCCCCUGCAAUCUCUGCCUCCGCCACCCCCGACCCACUAUUAUGCAGCACCAGCCGCAGCACAUCAUCAUGCACCAGUUGCUGCGGGUCCACCGGCCCCUCAGAUGGAUCAUCUUUAUUACUCAUUCGCUGGACAUCCGCCUCCACCGCCUCAUGCACAGAUCGGCCUAGGUGAUCAGCAGCUUCUGCUUUAUACUACUGACACAUCCUGCCAGCAGCAGACGUCUGAGAGCCAAGGAAAUCAACAGGAGGACUCACAUUCAACAUCGAGCCACACGGAGCAGCAACAAAGUGAAACGCAGACUACUCAGCCUUCGGGCUCAUCUACACCUCUGGUAUCCCUAAUGCCCGUCAAAUUUCCAAUUUCCGGUCGUUACACUAACUAUCAUCCUCUAGCUCUCCAUGCCUCAAACUUGCACAGCUCACAGAACUGCCUAAACGAGACAGACGACUGUAACACAAAUCCGAUGCACUGCAGGACAUACGUUUAUCAUCCGGCAGCCGUUUACAUUCCCCACUCACACGCUCCUCCACCUUAUCACAACACGUCAGGAACUAGUCUCCUGCCGACGCCUCCUCCUCCCACGACCCCGCAGCCCUUCGAUUACAGUCAAAAGCCAAAUUUCCGCGACUACUCCAAGGGCAUUGUCGUGAAUCCGCAAAAUUACUCGCCCAAUUCCAACUACCUGAUGUCGUCGUCCAGCAUUCAUCAGAACAGUUUCGCGAAAUCGCCGGCUGCCGUUUCGGCAAAUCCUCAGAUAUACAAGUACACUGCUGAAGCCAUGCACAAAUACCAGUCACUCGGCAUUCCCUCGUCUCGUUUAUCAUCUGGGCAUCAUUACAAGCGUAAUUUCGGUUCGAACGCGGGCUCGUCCUCAUCGUGCUUCUUGUCUCAGAAACCCGGUGCCUAUUCGCCACAGACGGCGCACAAGUCUUUGCCUCCGACAUACAGCUCCCCGUGUACGAACAAAAACUUUGAAUAUACGAACGGACGUCGAAACUACAACGAGCAUCACGCGGACAAUGUCAAAUCAUCAUCAUCAUCGCCCUAUAAUACAUCGAGUCGUAAAAACGCGUCCUCGUAUCGAGCCAAUAACGCGACAACGGACUUUGACGGUCUGAAAAAUGGCCCGAGUAAUGAAAGUAGUAAUUUCGGGUCAAAUCGCAAUUUGCAAAGUGCAAACUCGCAAACGGGUAAUAAUAAUAGCAGCAGCAGCAGCAGCACAGAGACAGGAAUUACUGACAAGCCAACGAGCCCGCCUCCGGCACCCUAUUCCCCCAUGACUCGUCCUCUUCCCACUCUCUCACCACCAACGCCCACCUCUCAGGUCCAGUUUUACUCCCCGGCUCAGAACCGAUUCCAACAACCUCCGCCAAUGUCGCACCAGCACCACCAGCAGCAGCUGCAACAGUCGAAUCAACGCCGUUACGCUGCUCCACCGCCACUUCGCCGAGCCGAAAAGUACUCGAGUAGCAGCAGCAGCGCCGCCACUUGCCAGAAUUCGGUUUUGCGACAGCCGAACAAGUACAAAGUCAACGGCAUCAUUCAGACGGGUGGGGGUAACAGCAAAGUUUCCGAGGAUAGUAUUGGUGGGGCCGGUGACGCCCCCUCGGCGAUAGGACGAAUCCCGCUGACACCACCGGGCACGCCACGAAAUCACUCGAGCGACACGAAUCAACUGAGUGACGCGUGCCAUCAGAUGCAGGCUCUGAAUAUAUAAAAAAGUGUUGUUGUUGUUGUUGAUGUUGUUGUUUGUUUCGCCUCCCCCAUUUUGUUGUUGCAUGCGGGACGUUUUUUCUCCUCGUCUACGACUUUUGUGAUCUCUCACGUCCUGCACACACCGAAAUCUCCCCCCCCCCCCCAAGACUCUUUAAUAUUGUUGUUACUACUACUACUACUGCUACUUCUAGUACUGAUCUUCCCGGUCGAAAUCGAAGAAGAAGAAAAAAAGAGUCACUGAAUUGUUGAAUAUUUAUAGAGUAAUACGAAACGACGAGAUAUCAGUAUAAGGCGAGAUAUAUCGACAUUUACAGAUUAUAAGAUUAUAUAUUAAAAAAAAAAA
Molecule: messenger RNA, 3234 nt
Organism: Belonocnema kinseyi
Lineage: Eukaryota; Metazoa; Arthropoda; Insecta; Hymenoptera; Cynipidae
Exons: 7
Coding region: 325-2892 (855 amino acids)
Molecular function (GO): RNA binding
Source: RefSeq, a predicted model, not a curated record